Messenger RNA from Cyclopterus lumpus (lumpfish), 2642 nucleotides. It is a transcript of the gene dcst2, whose product is annotated as DC-STAMP domain containing 2. The transcript is spliced from 17 exons. NCBI's taxonomy places the organism in Eukaryota, Metazoa, Chordata, Actinopteri, Perciformes, Cyclopteridae. Gene Ontology annotation, cellular component: membrane. The coding region runs from base 341 to 2542 and encodes 733 amino acids. The record is from RefSeq and is a predicted model, not a curated record.
GGAUUCAGACGGAUGUUGAAUUAAAUGAUGUUUGGUGUUCGCUCUCCUCACCGAUGAAACAAGCUGCUGCCAACAGCUUCAGGUCAAAGGUCAGCGGGAGGCUGUGAGAGACUCCUAGGAACAGAACUGAGGGACAGGAAGCACACGAAGGGUUCAACACACUGAUGUCAUCAUCGAUACUCAAACUGAUCGAUCAAUCCUUUGUGCUGGACAGAACAGCUGAGUUAGAUAUGAAGUAUGAAAAGCUUCCUCUCAGUGGCUCCUCCUCCUGUCCUUCUCACCUGUACCGCUUACUGCUCCAAACAGCGCCCUGACGACCAGGACACCUCCAGUUAACCUGAUGAAAAGUGAUGUCAUAGUCCAGGUGAAGAGGGGCGGAGUCAGAAAGACCAUCAGAGGAGUCCUGAAAAGGUCAGCAGGACGCUCUGACCUUGGCGGGUGGUUGAAGGUCAAAGGUCACCUGCUGGAGGCGGUCUGGAGCCUGGCGGCCUUCGUGGGCGGGCUGCUUCUGGCGUCUCUCUUUGGGGUCGCGGCGCUCUUCCUGCAGAAACAGCCUCCGUGGUCGUGCGCCUACGCCACGCUGACCGUGGCCGUGCCGGCGGCGUUCGGGAUGGGGCUGUCGGCCGGCAUCCGGGCCGACGUGUCCGUGCUGCUGCCGUCACUGUGCUCAGCCAAGGGGAAGAAGUUCCUCCUCUUCCUGUUCGUGUCGGUGCUGCUGGCCGGGCCUCUCAACAACACCUUGGAGAACACGGAGCGAGCCGCCGCCAGUAUGAUGUGUGGCGCCGAGCUGGCAGCCAAUCAGACACAGGAGCUGAUGCAAAAGGCAGCCACGCCCCUCUUCUCGGCGCUGAGCAGCAUCAGAGAGAUCAGCAGCAACGCUCGCGCUGCAGCAGGCCGAGUUCACCACUUCAUCAGAGCUUUGACGGACAGCGUUCGCCAUGUUGCUCGCACGCUGAGGAACGUCCUCCACUUCCUGGUGGACAUCGGCGACAUGUGCAACGCCACGCUGGGCUCUCCGUACAGGAAGUGCCGGGCGGUGUUCGCCGAGGCUCGAGCCGACUGCUCCGGCCUGCUGGGGGAGUUGGACUUCCUGUGUGACAUCGUGGACGCCUUCCUGCCGCUCUGCAGCCUCGCCCGCGCCGGCGAGCUCUUCUGCAUCAUCCCCUCCUACAUCGCCAGCCAUCUGAAGAAGCGCCUGGCGGCUCCCGCAGUCGCAGCCUUCGACCGCAUGAAGCGGCAGUUUGACUUCAACCUCUCAGCCACGGUGACCUUUGACCUGGACACCAACAGCAGCCGCUCCCUGCAGCAGGUCGCUCAGGACAUCAUGGAGGAAGUUUCAUCAGAGCUGCACGUGUUUCAGAAACUGAGCGAUCCGCUGACAUAUGGCGGCCUCGUCCUGCUAGCAUGGUCCUUCCUGAGGGCAGUGAGGUAUAGGCGUCGGUAUCUCCGUGAGCUCGACUUUGAUAACGUCUACAUCAGCGCUCAGUUCAAAGAGCUCAACCAACAGGUGACCUCAGGGGGCGGGGCCUCAGUCUUGCCAAUCACACGCAGAGAGGCCAAGACCUACAUCAGACCAUUGUCGUGUCACCUGACGUCUGGUGAGCGGCGUGCGGUGUUGAGGGGCGUGGUCUCGGUCCUCAGACACCUGGUGAUGGGCGGCCUGCUGGUGGCGCUGGACUUCCUGGUGUUCUGGAUGCUGGAUCAGGUGCACCACCAGGUGAAGGGGGACGUCGUGGCCAGAGCCCCGGUCACCGUGGCGGUGCAGGUGAACGGGUCGGGUUACGCCUCCGACAUCUUCAGAGACGUCGUGGCGUCCUUCAACGUCCUGCAGCGAGGAAACGUGACCGUGGUCAGCAGGAAGUGCCUGAUGGAGCCGUCGGAGCCGGACCGCGACACGUGCUUCACCCUGGGGUUCCUGCUGGGUCUGGCUCUACUUGUCUCUCUGACCGGAGGAUUCAUGCAGCGCUGCAGACGACUGGUCUGUGCUGCAUACCACCCAGAGAGAGAGCUGGAGAGGAUCCAGUUCCUUCGGCAGAAGAUCCUGGAUCAAAGGACAACCGUGUGGAGAGCCCUGAGGAGGUCUGCAGCCAGGAGCCCAGGAGGAGGAGGAGGAGGAGGAGGGUUACCUGGAGGAGCUCACCUGGCUCACCUGCUGGGUGGGCCGUCAGUCAGCUGUCUGUCCUGUGGAGAGGAGGUGAGACAGGAGGACGACAUGGUCACCUGUGAUGUCCCUCAGUGUCCAGGCGUGUUCUGUGGGCUGUGUUUCCACGCUUUGGGAAACAGGUGUGUGGUCUGCACGCGACCUCUGACCUUCCAGCAGGAGGAGGAGCUCGACUCCAGUGAGGACGAGCAGCCGAACUCAAACAGGAAGCUCUGCACACCGAGGGCUGGAGCAGGAAGUGACAUCAGCGUGGACUCUGACUCGGAGCUCAGUGAAGCAGACAUGGCGUACCAGAACCAACCCGGGUCAGAUGACAGCGACUCCUCGCCGAGAACCAGCGGCAUGCGGGACCGGACUCCUCAAGCCGUCAUCAUCGCAUGACCAGACUCUCUCCAGGACCCGGUCCCCCAGAUCCUGAUCCAGAACUGUGUGUUAGUUUGAGCAGAGGGUUCACUUUGUAAUCAAAGUUCUGAACACGUGA